Eimeria maxima is the source of this 2730-nucleotide messenger RNA. Its product is annotated as serine protease/subtilase, putative. Gene Ontology annotation, molecular function: serine-type endopeptidase activity. Gene Ontology annotation, biological process: proteolysis. The transcript is spliced from 10 exons. The coding region runs from base 1 to 2730 and encodes 909 amino acids. The record is from RefSeq and is a predicted model, not a curated record. NCBI's taxonomy places the organism in Eukaryota, Apicomplexa, Conoidasida, Eucoccidiorida, Eimeriidae.
AUGGGGCAACCGAAGAAGAAGCUGUGGCUGCUGCUGCCUUUGCUGCAGCUGCUGCAGCUGCUGCAGCAGCAGCAGCUGCUGCUACAGCCGCUACCCUGCAUGUUUCUCUGCAUCAGCAGCACAUAUUUCCUUGCUGCUGCCCCUGCAGCAGCAGCAGCAUCCUCUCCCGUCCAAUCUCCUGCUGCAGCACAAUCAGGCCAAUCAACAUCAUCAGCAGCAACAGGAGCAGGAGCAACAGGAACAGCAGGAGCAGCAGGAGCAGCAGGAUCAACAGGAGCAGCAGGAACAGAAACAUCAGCAGUAAAGCCAAUUCGUCCUCAGGGUUUAGCCUCCUUAUUACAUUUAGAUAAUGUAUUAGCAGGAAGUUUUUGUGACUCCGAUGGAGGAGAAGAUAUAUUUGAUAAUAUCGAGACCCCCGCACUAUUUGCUCCUUCCCUUAAAAGAAUCGGCUCCCUAAGGGACGAUGAGUACAUAUCUCCUUCUUUUAAGGCUUUUGCUGCAGCAAUGGCAGGAAAUCCUCCACCUAAGAGGAGACUAGAAGCAGAAGCAGCAGCAGCAGCAGGCACACCACAGGCAGCUACAGCAGCAGCAGCAGCAGGCACACAAGAAACAGCAGCAGCACUAGCAGCAGCAAUUGAACCAUCACCAGCAACAGAGCCUGCUGCUGAUGAAGAAGAAACCACACUUCGGGAAGUAUUAAAUAAAAUAAAGAGCGGACCUGAUGCUGUUACUUUGCUGCUAAAGUGGGACUUUAGCUGUCUAGCAGCAAAGAGACAGCAGCAGCAGCAGCAGCAGAGGCAGCAACAGGAGCAGCAGCAGGAUCAGGAACAGCAGCAGCAGCAGCAAUUUGAGAUGUAUAUUGAUCUCGAUGAAGACUUGACACGAACAGGUGCUGCAGGAACUGCUGCAGGUGCUGCUGCUGCUGCUGCAGAUCCUGCUGCUGCUGCUGCUGCAGAUGCGCCUGCUGCUAAAAGGGGACAGCUGCUGUUUACUAAAGGAGUAUUUCUUAGAGACAGUGGACCAUCAUUGGAGCAACUGCAGCAGCAGCAGCAGCAACAGCAGGACAGUAAGCAAGAGGAGGGCUCGGAAGAAGAGCAGAAGCAGCAGGAGGAGGAGCAACAGCAACUGCAACAGCAACUGCAGCAGCAGCAGCAGCAGCAAGAAGAUCGACGCUUUGGCUUGGAGGCCUUAUCUCAUCUAUUAGAUCAUAACCUUGAUUUGCAUGCAGCAGCAGCAGAGCAGGAGGAGGAGCAGCAGCUGCAGCAGGACAUAGAUGAGGAAGAAAAAGGGACAAGGAAGAAAGUGUCUCCUUGUGUCUCCUCUCCUUUAUUAUGUAAAGAUUUGCUGCUGCAGCUGCUGCAGCAGCAGCAAGAAGCUAUCCUUCUUUCUUAUUACCUAUCUAUCCUUGAUAUAGAUGUCCUUACCUUUACUAAGAUGAGAACAUUCAUGGAGGAGAGUGGUAUACAAGGAGAAGAAGAAAUAAUAUUAUUAAUAAAAGAUAAAAAAGGAGACACUUGUGUUAAUGAUGUACAAAUAGAUAUAAAGGGACAGUUUAGGGGUUUACCCCCAACAGCAGCAGCAGAAGCAGCAGCAGCAGCAGCAGAUGCAGCAGCAGCAGCUGCAGCAGCUAAUGCUGCAGCAGCAGCAGCUAAUGCCGCAGCAGCUAAUGCUGCAGCAGCAAAUGCAGCACAAGCAGAUGCAGCAGCAGCAGAUGCAGCAGCAGCUGCUGCAGCAGCUGCAGCAGCAGCAGCAAGACGAGGUAUAGGUCUACAACCAAGAGUAGUAGCAGAUCCAGCAGCAGCAGCAAGAGCAGCAGCAAGAGCAGCAGCAAUUGCAGAUAUUAAGGACCCUAAUUAUCUGCUGCAGUGGCAUCUUCGUGCUGACGAAGGGUUUUAUAAUAUGGCAGCAGAUAAGGCAUGGCAACAAAUGGACUCCUUUAAAACAGCUGCUGCUGCAGCUGAAGCUGCUGCUGCUACUGCUGCUGCUGGUGGUGACGCUUCUGGUACUAAGAAAGCUGAUGCAUUAGCAGCAGCAAGACAGCAGCAAGGAGUAGUUGUUGCUGUAUUAGAUACAGGCUGUGGUCCUCAUGAGGAUAUUGAUAGUGUUCUAUGGAUAAACCCUAAAGAGCAUAAAGAUGAUAAAAAGGAUAAUGAUAAUAAUGGUUAUAUUAAUGACUACAAUGGAUGGGACUUUAUAGACGACUCGAGUAAUAUAACAGACACUUAUGGUCAUGGGACAGCAGUAACCUCUCUUCUUGCUGCUAGCUUUGAUGAUAAAGGAGGGAGAGGAGAUGAGGAUGGCGUCAUGUUAUCCAGACAAUUAAUGGCUAUGGAUUAUGUUAUGCAACAAGGAGCACAAAUAUCUGUUCAUCCUUUUAGUCUUGACACGGAGAGUGCUGUAUAUCGUGAGGCAUUUGAGAAACUUUUGUCAACAAAUCAUUUGGCGGUCGUCGCUGCAGGAGAUGAUGAUUGUGAUUUAGAUCUUGAUGAGUGCAAGUCAUUCCCUGCUUCCUUUCAUAUAAAUGAGCCAUCAGGACUUAUUGUUGUUGGCAGCAGCAACUAUGCAGGAGCAAAGACACGAACAAGUAAUUAUGGCAAAAAAUCUGUACAUCUUUUUGCACCCGGUUAUGGAUUUGUUGAUGGUACAUCUUAUGCUGCUGCAUUAGUAGCAGGAGCAGCAGCAGCUAUCUGGGGAGAAUUGCUGCAGCGAGGGAAGGUAAGGAUAGACUAA